GUCUCUUGUGCUGCUUUGGAAAAACUGGUGUGUGUUUCUCCCGCUCUCACGUGGAUGCGCAUUGUGAGUGUCUUCAUUGCAACCGCACCCCACUUCUCCCCGGCCUCUCUCUGUGUGCUUUAAAUGUUACUCUUCUCUUCCCUGCUGCUCUUAUAAUCAAAAUCUGCCUGAAUGCGCAUGAGCUGUUCAGCCGCAUUCCAGGCCUCCGCCAGGAUAGCAGACCAACAACACACACCACAAACAAAGCACACACUUCAGAAGGAAAGGCCAGAGCGCAAGCGUCGCGCAUCUCCGUCUCUGUCACAUCUUCCGCCACGUCCUCCCCCUCGUCCUCCCCCUCGUCCCCGUCUUCCGCGACGCGGACACGCAUGGAAACGGGCUCCCCUCACAGCACUACCGCCCACUCCGCCGGAGACAGCGCAGGUCGCGGCGGGUCGAAGAUGGCGACUCGCGCAUCCGGACGUGCUCGCAUGGGCGUCGUCGACCUCCACAGCGUGUGCGGGUACACCUCGCACGGCGUUCCUGCCUUCAGCAACGGCACGAGCAACACCUGGACAAACUCCAAGAGUUACCUCAACGGUAUCUUUAUGGGCUACCGAUGGCAGUGCGUAGAGUUUGCGCGCCGCUGGCUGUGGACGACGCAGCGGCUGUUGCUGCCGGAGCGGGACUGCGCAUCUAAUUUCACUAACUGCAGGCACGUCUUCCGCCUCAAGGCAGCCCCGGCGGACGCGCGUCGGCAGUCCAGGCUAGAGGAAGAGGCGGCGAGACAGUCACCAACACCCACAAUUACCACCCCGAGCGCUGCGACCUCUGCGGAGGCGGCGACGGCGACAGUAACACCUGCCGAGGAGAUCGUUGGUCCUCGCAAGGCGGCGGAGGCGUGGGAGAAGGUGCCAGCCGUCUUUGUGAAGCAGGGCUCCACCGUACCCCCUGUGCCGAGCAGCUUAAUUGUCUACCCGCGGAGCUGGGGCAGCCCGUGGGGUCACAUCGGUGUUAUUGCGGAGGUGGAUCUCGAGCACGGUCAGGUGUACGUGGCGGAUCAGAACCGGUACUUUCACCACUGGGGCCGCCACACGUACAGCGGCGUCUUUCCGCUGGAGGUGAGCCGCGGGCGGUACUUCAUUCGCGAUCCCGAGAGCGAGUGCGAGGGCUGGCUGACGUUUCCUUCGUGUGUGGAGGGCCAUUAG
Molecule: messenger RNA, 1187 nt
Organism: Leptomonas pyrrhocoris
Lineage: Eukaryota; Euglenozoa; Kinetoplastea; Trypanosomatida; Trypanosomatidae
Product: putative trypanothione synthetase
Exons: 1
Coding region: 441-1187 (248 amino acids)
Cellular component (GO): cytoplasm
Molecular function (GO): ligase activity
Source: RefSeq, a predicted model, not a curated record